AUGGCCCUCAUCGGCCUCCCUUCCGUGAGAGGGCAGGUCCGCGGGCUCUUGAUCGCGUUCCUUCACCUCCUCCUCGCGACCUCGGUAUGCGCCUAUACCAAACUCUCCAACGCUGCACUGCGUAACGUCACCGUCUCCGAGGCCGACUUUGAUAUCCAUAACGGCCCGCUCCUUUCUCCUAUCCUCAUCCCCCGAGUGCCCGGCACGGAUGGGCAGCUGAAGACGCAGCAGCACUUUGUCGACUUCUUCACCAAGUCGCUGCCCAAAUGGACCAUCCAGUGGCAGAACUCAACGGAUAAGACUCCUGUCACUGGUAACAGAGACAUUCCGUUCCAGAACCUCAUCAUAAGGCGCGAACCGCCAUGGACGAAGCCUGGCCAGGCCAACUAUCUCACCCUCGUGGCUCACUACGACAGCAAGAUCGAGCCCUCGGGCUUCAUUGGCGCGACUGACAGUGCCGCGCCGUGUGCUAUGAUAAUGCACGUCGCGAGGACCCUUGAACCGUAUCUGGCCCAGAUGUACUCUGAGAUGGUCGCGCUGGGUGAGAAUGGAGGUACCGUCCCCCAGGACAUGGGCGUUCAGAUCCUCCUGCUGGAUGGCGAGGAAGCCUUCAAAUCCUGGACUGACACCGAUUCUCUGUACGGUGCGAGAUCCCUGGCGAAUGAGUGGGAGCACACCUUCAACCCCGCCAUGUCGCAUUAUAAGAACCCUCUCGAGCAGAUCAGUAUCUUUGUUCUGCUCGACCUCUUGGGCUCCGCAGAACCCAGGAUCCCAUCCUACUUCCAAUCCACUCACUGGGCUUACAAGGCCAUGGCCGACAUUGAGAAGCGCAUGCGUGAACUUGGCGUCUUGGAGACCAAACCCAAGAUCCCGUUCCUCAACGAUGUAAACAAGAGCCCGGGGAUGUUUGGCCGCGGCGGCAUCGGCGACGACCACGUCCCGUUCAUGAUGAAGGGCGUUAACAUCCUGCACAUGAUCCCCUCGCCCUUCCCUGACGUGUGGCAUAAAAUGGAGGACGAUGGCGAACACCUUGACAUGCCCACGGUGAGGGACUGGGCGAAGAUCGUGACGGCGUUCACCAUGGAAUGGCUUGACGCGAUGGAAGUGAUUCCGGAAGAUGAAGCAUGA
Messenger RNA from Colletotrichum spaethianum, 1128 nucleotides. Its product is annotated as glutaminyl-peptide cyclotransferase. The transcript has 2 exons. Gene Ontology annotation, molecular function: glutaminyl-peptide cyclotransferase activity; zinc ion binding. Lineage: Eukaryota; Fungi; Ascomycota; Sordariomycetes; Glomerellales; Glomerellaceae. The record is from RefSeq and is a predicted model, not a curated record. Bases 1 to 1128 code for a protein of 375 amino acids.